AUAUUUUAUGUCUAUGGGCGCAAAAUAAUUAUAUAGUAGUACAGUUGUUAGCAGUUGAUUUUUGUUGACAUUUCCUAGACUGGAGAAAUUGUAUGAUUCAUAAACAAACUGAAACUCUUAUUGGACUUAUUGUGACAUAGACUUGGACUUGACAGCAGGUAUGGAUUCUUCACUGUCAGAGGUAGAAAAUGAUGAAACAAAGGAUAAACAUGAGCAGAUUCUAAUGGAACCAUACAAGUAUAUAAGUCAAAUACCAGGCAAGCAAAUACGUACUCAACUUGCUGUGGCUUUCAACUAUUGGUUAAAAAUACCAGUUGAAAAACAACAAAUUGUUUCCGAAGUAGCACAAAUGUUGCAUAAUGCAAGUUUAAUUGUUGAUGAUAUAGAAGAUAAUUCCAAAUUAAGGCGGGGUAUUCCAGUUACACAUUCCAUUUUUGGUGUUGCACAAGCAAUCAAUUCAGCCAAUUAUGUUUACUUCCUGGGGUUAGAAAAGCUAUUUUCUCUUGGAAAGUUGGAAGAAACAUCUAGAAUAUUUACAGAACAUUGUCUAGAACUUCACAGAGGUCAAGGGAUGGACAUUUAUUGGAGAGAUGCAGUAAUCUGUCCUACUGAAGACGAAUACAAGUUAAUGGUAUUAAGAAAAACUGGUGCAUUGUUUGGGCUUGCUGUCAAAUUAAUGCAGCUUUUUAGUACAAAUAAAAGUGAUCUAAACAGUUUACUAAGGCUGCUGGGACUUUACUUUCAAAUCAGAGAUGAUUAUGCCAAUCUUUGUUCUAAAGAGUAUGAAGCUAACAAGAGUUAUUGUGAAGACAUCACAGAAGGAAAAUUUUCAUUUCCGCUGAUUCAUGCUAUCAGAAGUAACCCAAAUGACAAUCAAGUCCUCAGUAUCCUGAGACAAAGAACAACAGACAAUGAUGUGAAAAAAUAUUGUGUGCAAUACUUGGAAAAAGUGGGAAGUUUUGAUUAUACAAGAAAAGUCCUUGCAGAACUAGAAUCUGAAUUGCUGCAAAAUAUUGAGUCUUUGGGAGGAAAUCCAUAUUUAAAGGCUAUUGUACUAGAGCUCAGGAAGAUCUACUCCACAUCAGAAGAUUGCUAGAACAAUAUAGUUUUAUUUCAGAUACAUUAUUUAUUGCUCUGUUCAACAUUUUCCGGGUUCAUAGAAGGCCCAAAUAUUAAAAAAACAUUUUGAUCAUUGACUGUUUUUAGAAAAAAUGAUUAAUAUGAAAUUAUAUUUUAAAAAAAUGUGUUAUCUGUUUAAGCCAUUUUUUUUUAAGAUUGAUUCCUGAUAUUUUUUUAAAUAUUGGUUCAAUUAUCUCACUUAAUAAAGCUGAAAACUUGCCGUCUCCAAUGAACUUUUCAACUAUGCUAUGCCUUGCUCUAAUUUUAAUCAUCUCUAUGGUAUCUGCUUGAUUACAUCACAUUAUGGUCUACCCCUUUCCUCGCAACAAAAUAUCUAGUCCCUAUGUUUUAAUCAUUUAGCCUCUAUGUUUUAAUUAUUUACCUCUGUCUAAAUCAUUUAGCUUCUAUGUCUUAAUCAUGUAGCCUCUAUGUCUUAAUCAUGUAGCUUCUAUGUCUUAAUCAUGUAGCCUCUAUGUCUACAUUUAGUUAAUUUUGUCCUGCUCUUGUUACAUUUCUCAGCAAUGAAAUUUGAUACAUGUAGUGCUGGCGUAGUUAUCACCUCUUUUGUGAAUGGAGAUCCUGUUCAUUUAUAUGUUGGAAGAUUCAGACAAGUAGUCCUAUAUCUGAAACGGCCAAUAUGUCGUUUUUCAUUGCCUUUUAUUUUGAUGUGUGCUGGGAUCCACUCUUGUGAUUAUUUUUAUUAGUGGAGAUGGGAAUGAACAGAUUCAUGAUGUUCUAACCCUUCAGUAGGCCAACAAUAAAUGAUUAAUUUUAUCAUAAGCAUCUGAACAUACAAUGACAUAUUUUACAGUUAAAAGGAAUUAGAAAAAAAGUUUUAAUUUUAAUGAAUCUUUGUUAUUUAGCUGUAAUGGAUGUCAGGAUGUUAUGGAUAUAAAUGUUUAUAUUAUAUGCUAAAAAAGAGAUGCACUACUAGAUGUGUCAGAGAAAGAUAGAUGUGUAAAUAAUAACAUUAUUAUAGUCUGAAAAUAAAGACCAAACUGUAGAGGUAUGUUUGCAUAUACUUUGGCUCAAGUAGGUUUUUGAAAGUGUUAGUAACUCUGGCCCUUGAAGUUUGAGUGAACCCUGACAUAUACAAAUCUGAAAUGUGACAAUGUUGAACAAAAUCAUCAACUUCUACUUUUUAAUCAUAAUUAGUUUUAUUGAUAAUGUUCUAGAAUGAUACCCAUCACUGAAAAUCAGACUACCAUAUUGUUUCAUUUGGUCCAAUAACCUUAACAAAGAGAAAAAAUGAGUAUUUUUUAAUGAAUUAUUUGUGUUUGUUAAUUUUAUCAUAAUUGUCUUCUUUGUUUAUGUUAUUUGUAGUGGUAUUAAAACAGAUUAAAUAAUAGCCAAAGUGUAUCUUCACUGUGUUUGGCAAGAUUGGAAUAAAAAAAUUACAACAAUUUAGCCAAAAAAAAAACUUUGUAAGAAGCUGCAAUUUUUUUCAUUUAAUAAUCACUAAAAUUUUGACUUUUAAUUGUAAUAGUCACAUUUAAUGUAGAGUAUAUCAAUAAAAUUUUAAACACAGCUAUUUCUUUUUAAUACAUUUUCUUUUUCCAUUAUAUCUUAGUGGACUAGUAGUAAGAAACAGUUGAAAACUAUCAUGAUCUAAACAUUUCACUCAGUCACUAGUAAAUUGUGAUGUACUAAUUCAAUGUUAAAGAUUAUUGGGUUUUGCAUGACCUAAACUGUUAUGUCCACUAAUCAGUGGAUGUGACUUAAAUUGAAAACUAGUCUGCAUUUUCAUUUCUCUAUUUAAUGUUGAUCUUGUACAAUUUUGUUCUGAUAUGGAAGUUUCUAUGACAGUAAGUUUAUUUAUAAUUAUUAGGUUAAUGUAUGCUUCUGCCUUGUUGACUUAAAAAACAACAGGUAUUUCAUCUACUUUUAUUUUAUACAAACCCUGUGGAUUAAUUUUGCAAAUUGUUAAUUGUAACUUCAUCAUAAAAUUCAUUUUACAAAUCUAUGAUUGCUCCUUCUUUCCUAAUGCCAUUAGAGCAUAGAACUCAGCCAGGAAAACCAGAGACUUAGCAGAAUAAUUAGGAUUAGACUAACACAUAAAUGCAUUGGAUGUAAUUAUCUUCUCUUUUGAAGGAACAUCUGUAAUUCAGAAGAUAAUUGAUGUGUAAUGGUGCCAAAACUUUUUUAUGCUUUAAAAAAAAGUAUUGGGCAUCAAGAUUUUUUCUUUAUUUGUCUAGCAUUUGGGGUCAGGUUUGGAACCUUGUAUUGGAAAAACCAGUAGUAUAUAAGUCAGCAGUUACAUAUUCUUUACCCAUCAUUAACAUUACACUUGACAGUUUCAUCCAUAGUAACAUUACAGUUGUCAGUUUAAUCCAUAGUAACAUUACAAUGUCAGUUUUAUUAAAUGUCACAUUAACAUAUUUUUGUUUAUCUAGCCACCAAUGUGCAGUUUAUUUCAUGUUCCUUUGCUAAAGUUUUUUUUUAUGGCAACAAUUCUUUUGAUAGAAGCUUACAUAGAUCUGAUCAACUAUGGCUUGAUUAAUUUAAUUGGAGAAUGAUAAUUUUUUUAUGAUUUGUUAUCUCAAUUUGUUAUAUUUUGUUGUAUGUCAAGCUUGUUGUAUUGUAUUGUUGCUUAUUUUAAAGUAUGAGAUAAAAAUAAAGUAUAAUAAACACUUUA
Messenger RNA from Biomphalaria glabrata, 3754 nucleotides. Its product is annotated as geranylgeranyl pyrophosphate synthase-like. Gene Ontology annotation, biological process: isoprenoid biosynthetic process. The transcript is spliced from 12 exons. The coding region runs from base 161 to 1096 and encodes 311 amino acids. Gene Ontology annotation, molecular function: prenyltransferase activity. The record is from RefSeq and is a predicted model, not a curated record. NCBI's taxonomy places the organism in Eukaryota, Metazoa, Mollusca, Gastropoda, Planorbidae.